This is a messenger RNA of Striga asiatica, 1804 nucleotides long. Lineage: Eukaryota; Viridiplantae; Streptophyta; Magnoliopsida; Lamiales; Orobanchaceae. The record is from the annotation of a GenBank genome assembly.
CAACCGGGAAGUACGGUAAAUUUCAGAAAAAAAAAAUCUAGAAAUGACUCGAAACUGGAAAUUAGAAAGGUCCCUCAAAUACCCUAAUUUCACAAUUUUGACCUCCUUCCCCUUUCCUUCCUCUAUCCAAAUUCCCCAUCUCUCAUCAAAUUCUAUCUACAAACGUAGAACUUUCCGGUUCCCCUUCCGAUUCCCUACUGCCCAGUUCUGCAAAGGUCCAGAUUUUCAUCGUAAGUGGGCUCUUGGGCAGUAUCCCCAGUUCACAUUCGUUGUUUAGAAUUUCACUGGGGAAGAUGAUGGCAUUAGUUUCGACUCAUCAGUUAAAGAACCCACUUUCUCUUUGUUCGCCUCGAGUUCAGUAUUUACGCGCUGUUGAUUAUCACCAUUUGUUGCCGAGAUAUAAGUUAAUCAACCCGUUUUCUCGUUGCCCGUUUAGUAAAGUUUCGACCUUUUUGCCUUAUGCUGUGCAAAAUUCAAGAACCCAUGUGUCUCCCUUACACUCCUCCUUCAGCCAGUUGAUAGAGACAUUAAUAAGCGGGGUGGAUUUGUCUGAAGAUGAAGCUGAGGCCUCUCUUGAUUUCUUGUUGGACGGUGCUGAUGAGGCUUUGAUUAGCGCGUUUUUGGUGCUUUUGAGAGCUAAAGGAGAAACUUAUGAAGAAGUAGUUGGGCUAGCAAGAGCUAUGGUAAAACACUGCAAGAAAGUGGAAAGACUUGUUGAUGCAGUGGACAUUGUUGGGACUGGCGGUGAUGGAGCAAAUACUGUGAAUAUCUCUACCGGGGCCUCAGUUCUUGCUGCAGCUUGUGGAGCCAAAGUUGCUAAGAAGCUGAGGAUUGCUGGCUUGAAAUCAGCAAUUGCAUUGCAGCAAGGUAAUCGGUCUAGUUCAUCUGCUUGUGGUAGUGCCGAUGUACUUGAAGCAUUGGGAGUUGAAAUUUGUUUGGAACCUGAGGGGGUUGCUAGGUGUGUUAAUGAAGUAGGGAUCGGCUUUAUGAUGGCUCCAAUUUAUCACCCGGCAAUGCAAAUUGUUAGACCUAUCAGGAAAAAGCUCAAAGUGAAGACUGUGUUCAAUAUCUUAGGCCCUAUGUUGAAUCCUGCAAGAGUCUCGUAUGCUGUUGUUGGUGUGUACAAGGAAGAAUUGGUGCAUAAAAUGGCAAAAGCACUUCAAAGAUUUGGCAUGAAAAGAGCACUGAUUGUUCACUCAGAGGGACUGGACGAAAUGAGUCCACUCGGGCCCGGAUUAGUCCUUGAUGUCACACCAGAUAAGAUAGAGAAGUUCGCAUUUGAUCCAUUGGAUUUCGGUAUUCCCCGAUGCACUCUGGACGAUUUACGAGGCGGAGACCCUGAUUACAAUGCUGAAGUUCUUAAACGCGUACUAUCAGGAGAAAAGGGCCCUAUAGCCGAUGCCUUGGUGUUAAAUGCAGCUUCAGCUCUCUUGGUAAGCGGGCAAGUCGAAUCUCUUGCCCAGGGAGUAAAUCUUGCUCGGGACACACAACAGUCAGGAAAAGCUUUUGAGACGCUCAAUCUUUGGAUUAUUGAAUCGAAUAAAGCGAAAGAGGCGGCUAACCAUAGUGGCACUCCCAUUCUUACAUGAAAGCCAAUAGUACGAGUUUGAGCUUAAACACUGACAUUUUCAUCCCUAAAGACGAUAAAAAAAAACAUUACCAUUUACUGAGUCUGUAACUUUCGGGUGCGGCAUUCUUUUACUUGUUUUCGUUUUGUUUUUUUUUCAUUUGGAUUGUCGUUUAUUUAGACAUCGAACUGUAGUUUUGUGACUUUUCAGCCCACUUACGGCCUCUUCUUUUGUAG